AUGGGUUUGUUUAGUGGACUUACUGGAAACAAAAGCAAUGACAGCUACGACAAGAAUUUAAGUGAUACCAAUACCACUGACACUAGCUCCUUGGACGACAUAUAUUCAUCUGGAGGUAUAACUACUUCAGAAACAAGUUUUGGUGAUAUGGGAUCAGAUAAUAGCUUCGAAAAGUUGCCCGACUUUAUGACCGGUUUGAACAGUUACGAUACAAGUCGAUUGCAACCUGUUGCUUUAACUGGUGGUCUUGAUUUCUUACAAAUUGAAGGUGAAUCCACCGGCACCAGCGUUCAUGGUUCUUCUUUAACUCCUUCCCGUGGAUGGUCAGACGAUUUGUGUUAUGGUACAGGCACUUCUUACUUAGCAGGGCUCACUUUAGGUGGUGCAUUCGGCUUAGCUGAAGGUUUAAAAAAGAGCAGUGGAUCGCCUAAUAUGAGAGUGCGUUUAAAUACAACCCUUAACUCUAUUACACGUCGUGGACCAGGGCUUGGUAAUUCCAUCGGCGUGAUCGCGAUGAUCUACAAUGGCGCUACAGCUGUCAUUGAUGCUUCAAGAGGAAAGCAUGAUAUAUUUAAUAGUGUUGCAGGAGGUGCUUUAGCUGGUGGUUUGUUCAAGUCAACUGCAGGUCCUCGUGCAGCUGCCGUUUCCGCUGGUGUUUGUGCUGGUGUUGCUGGUGCAUGGUCAGUUUUGGUAUCGAACUUUUCCGACAAAUAA
This is a messenger RNA of Mycotypha africana, 714 nucleotides long. Its product is annotated as Tim17/Tim22/Tim23/Pmp24 family-domain-containing protein. Gene Ontology annotation, cellular component: TIM23 mitochondrial import inner membrane translocase complex; mitochondrial inner membrane. The record is from RefSeq and is a predicted model, not a curated record. The transcript has a single exon. NCBI's taxonomy places the organism in Eukaryota, Fungi, Mucoromycota, Mucoromycetes, Mucorales, Mycotyphaceae. Bases 1 to 714 code for a protein of 237 amino acids. Gene Ontology annotation, molecular function: transmembrane protein transporter activity. Gene Ontology annotation, biological process: protein import into mitochondrial matrix.